AUGAACACACUGCUGUCGCGGGCAAACUCGCUGUUCGCCUUCUCGCUGAGCGUGAUGGCGGCGGUCACCCUGGGCUGCUUCGUCACCACCGCAUUCAAAGACAGGUGCGUGCCAGUGCAGCUGCAGGUCUCCCGGAUCAUGCUAAAAAAUGUAGAAGACUUCACUGGACCCAGACAAAGAAGCGACCUGGGAUUCAUUACAUUUCAUAUAACUGCUGAUCUGGAGAAGACGUUUGACUGGAAUGUUAAGCAGUUGUUUCUUUAUUUAUCAGCAGAAUAUUCAACAAAAAAUAAUGCUGUGAACCAGGUGGUCCUCUGGGACAAGAUUGUUCUGAGAGGUGACAAUCCGAAGCUGAGGGUGAAAGAUAUGAAAACGAAGUAUUUUUUCUUUGAUGAUGGAAAUGGUCUCAAGGGAAACCGGAAUGUCACUUUGACCCUAUCUUGGAAUGUUGUACCAAUUGCUGGAAUUCUACCUCUUGUGACAGGAUCAGGACAUGUGUCUGUCCCAUUUCCAGAUGCUUAUGAAAUAAUGAAGAGUUACUAA
Messenger RNA from Lepus europaeus (European hare), 543 nucleotides. RefSeq names its product signal peptidase complex subunit 3-like. Bases 1 to 543 code for a protein of 180 amino acids. NCBI's taxonomy places the organism in Eukaryota, Metazoa, Chordata, Mammalia, Lagomorpha, Leporidae. Gene Ontology annotation, biological process: protein targeting to ER. The record is from RefSeq and is a predicted model, not a curated record. The transcript has a single exon. Gene Ontology annotation, cellular component: signal peptidase complex; membrane.